AUGGGGCGUGAUUCGGCUUUGAUCAAACUCCUAUCUCAGGUGGAUUUCGAGGAAAUCCAGUUGAAUGAACGAUCCCUCAUCAGAUCAAGGCAAUUCCUAGAAAGGACGCAGCCGGCCCCCGGUUCCAUAGGUGGCCGAAAGAAGAAAGCCGCCAAGAAAGCUGCCCCAGCCAAAGCAAAGGCUGAAAGCAAAGGAAAGGAGAAAGUAACCUCCUCGGAACCGCCGCAACAAACAGAAGAUGAGGAGUCGGCUUCCUUCUCUGAGAAAACCGAUACGGAGAAGACCGAGGAUGAUAGAACGGUCAAUGAAGCCGACAAUCCGGCCCAGAGCCCCAAUGAUGCCGGCCCUGACGCCAAUCCUGAGACCACCGAGGGUGGUGAAAAGGGCGGUGAGGAAGGAGACAAAGAAGCCGAUGAUGAAGGCGGCAACAAUAAUGAGGAGGCCGAAGAAGCGGAGGCCGAUAGGGUAACCCGAAAACUCCUUAAAGCCGCCAAGAGGCGAGCCGGGUCGAUUGAAGAACUAUACAUGGAGUGGCACGAGCACCGGUUUGGUACACCGUAUAGAGAAAUCCUACCGGGCCACACAGACGAGGAGUGCAUGCAAAGAUUGGAGGAGGUGGAAGACUUAAUGAUGAAUCUCACAAACUCCAAUACAAUUCAAGAGGUACAACACCGAACUUGUCUCUUGAUACCGAAGGUCCAACUACGGAAGCUAACCGCACGCAUCCGGAAAAUUACGGAGGAGUUCAAAGCGGUGGGACCAGAAGACACUUUAACACCGCGAGUGUUAGAAAGGCUUGAAAAAGCCAAAGGGGACCUUAUUCAAGAAAUCGACCGGCUGGAAGCAAUUUGCAACCAAAGGAAAGUACCGGUCUAUACUGCUCCCCAAAUCGAGAGGAUUCCGGUUAACUGUCCAACACCUCCAAGGGAGAUUGCGGCAUCGAAAGAAUCCGAUGAAAGAGCCGACCCCAACCUCACCGGGCAAUCCCCUCCUCCACAACCGGAAGUCCCCGCUUCAGACUUCACGAAAGAAUGGGUUGAGGACCGUCUUCAGAAGCUUGAAGCCUCCACAUCAGAACUGAUUGAUAACCGCAUUCAAGAGUUUGAAGACUCUGCGGUUCAGCCGUUCAAAGAUAGAUCACAAAGAAUAUUUGGUUCGGCCCUCCAGUUCGCCGACGCCACAAGGAGUCUUCUGGAAAGAAAUCAGGAACGGUUCUUAGAAAUCGGUGAAGAUCUGCAGGAAGAGGCAGCUCAGCGCAAUAAAUACGUUCAGCGAACCGAAAUUUUGGAGAAUUUGACCUCCGAGUUAAAGGGAGACUUCGACCGGUUUGAGAGAGAAACCGAUCAACGGUUGACAUCGAUGAGCGAUGACCUGGUGGGUACAACACUUAAACGGGUCUCCGAACUCGAGAAGACAAAUGUGGGUCUCGUGGCCGAACUAAAGGCGCUCUCUGAACAGGUUGCCGAACUGCUAAGGGCAAAGGUGAACGCGGAUGCCGCGGCUAUAGCGGCUGAUGCUGAAACGGCUAAAAGGAUCCAGGAUGCGCUGGAUGCCGAAGCAGGUAAAGAGAAAGAGGCACCGCGCUCUUCUCAUCUUACCGAAGAGGAAGCCGCGCGGAUUAGAAGGGGAGAGGCUUUAUUCCCAGGAUUUACAAAGAAAGCAGCCGCUCAAGCUGCGGAGGAUGCCGAGCGGUUGGAAAGGCAAAAACAGAAGCUGGAAGAAUUCGCCGCCGAAAACAAGAAGAAGAAGGCGGCCGCCUCCGCCUCAGCGCCGAAAAAGCGGAAGAGGGAGGCUCCUAAGAAGGAGGCCCUUAAGAAGGUUCAAAUUGCCGAGCUGCUCAAUGAAGUCACGGAACCGGUCAUCACAAGUGCAUCGCAGCAGGCCGACCAAGUCGAAGAGGAAGUCGAAGAGCAACUGCAGUCGCGGUCUACAAGACCGCGAGUCUCCGCACCGACCAGUCGACCGCCACCGGAGAAGAAAAAGCGGAUCAUAUAUGACUUCUCGGACUCUGAAUAG
Messenger RNA from Impatiens glandulifera, 2016 nucleotides. RefSeq names its product CAP-Gly domain-containing linker protein 1-like. The record is from RefSeq and is a predicted model, not a curated record. The transcript is spliced from 2 exons. The coding region runs from base 1 to 2016 and encodes 671 amino acids. NCBI's taxonomy places the organism in Eukaryota, Viridiplantae, Streptophyta, Magnoliopsida, Ericales, Balsaminaceae.